AUGGGCAAGAAUCGGCACAGUAAAGACCGGCUGUUCAUUACGCAGACAGAGCAUAAGUACCUGUACGGAGGCAAGAAGCAAACGAUCCGUCGCGCGUACAAACGUCUUCCGUUUAACUGCUGCGCUAUUACUCUCCGCCCGUUUACGAAUCCGGUUUGUACGCGGGAAGGUCAUUUGUUUGACCUCGAGGCAGUCGUGCCAUUUGUCAAGGCGCACGGCAUCAACCCCGUGACGGGCAAGUCGCUGGUGUUGAAGGAACUCAUUCAGCUGCAGUUUAGUAAGAAUUCACAAGGAGAGUACUUUUGCCCCGUGACGUACAAGGUCUUUACGGACAACACCAAGAUUGCUGCAAUAGCGACGACGGGUAAUGUGCUGUGCUACGAAGCUGUGGACGAGCUGAACAUCAAACCGAAGAAUUGGACGGACCUCAUUUCUGGUGCAGCAUUCAAGCGCAAAGAUAUCAUUAUUUUGCAAGACCCGCAAAAUCUCUCGAACCGCGAAAUUGAAAAUUUCGAGCACCUCCGGCUUGCAAAAGCGAGUGACAGCCAUGGUACUUCAGCGAGCGCAACUCGGAUGAUCCGCACAAACGCUGCAACGGAUCGUAUCCUCGAAUUGCUGAGUGCUGAGCAAACAGCGCAGAAGGAGUUAGCGGAAAAGAUCAAGCGAGGAGUUGAUGGCGUUAGCGAGAAAGACAAAAUUGUGGCUUCGAUGACUCACUGCAGUUUGCCAAAGCACGAAGCCGUGGCAGAAACAGCUGCGAGACCAAACAAAUUGCAGUACUCGCACUUUACUGUCGGGGAAUGCUCGAGCUCGUUUACAUCUAGCGUGAGAGCUCCAAUGACAAGAAAUGCAAUGGCGUUGGUUUCGCAGCCGGACCUGCUCGAACAGAGAUGGCAGGCUGUGCGAAAGCUGAAGAAAAAAGGCCUGGUGCGACUUGACACCAGUCUUGGCAAUAUCAACUUGGAAGUGGAUUGCGACGUUGUGCCGCAGACGGCUGAUAACUUCAUGACCUUGUGCCAGAAUAAGUACUAUGAUGGUGUCCUUUUCCACCGGGUCAUCAAAGGUUUUAUGAUGCAAGGAGGGGACCCAACUGGGACAGGUCGGGGUGGCGAAUCUGCUUGGAAGAAGCCAUUUCGUGAUGAAAUUGACAGUCGCCUGUCUCACAGCCAACGAGGCGUGCUCAGUAUGGCGAAUUCGGGACCCGGAACGAACAAGUCGCAGUUUUUCAUCACGUUUAAAGCGUGUCCGCACUUGGACAAAAAGCACGCGGUUUUUGGUCGAGUUGUCGGAGGGAUGGAUGUGCUGGAUAUUGUCGAGCGCGUGGAAACUGGCGCGGAGGAUCGUCCGAUCGACGAUGUGCGCAUCAGGAGUGCCCAAGUGUUUUCGAAUCCAUUCCUUAUGGCCGAAGAAGCGCGGGAACGAGGUCUAGACGUCGUUGAGGUCGCAAAGGAAAAAGCUGCGAGCGAGGCAACAUCUGAGGUGCACGGCGCCGUGUUCAAAGUUGAUGGAAAGUGGGUUGCAUACGACAAUGUCGAAGAAGUGGAUGUGGCGAACCUUCCGAGAAGCGAAACGGCUAAAAGCGAGAAGGUGGGAAAAUACUUGAAGACCAAGUCGGACGCUGUUGCUAAGAAGCGGCCACAGGAAUCAUCAGCGAUGCUUGUUGCUAUCGAAAGUAAAAAGAGAAGCAAGAACUCACGUGGCGGGUUUGGUGACUUUCCCGGGUGGUGA
This is a messenger RNA of Hyaloperonospora brassicae, 1728 nucleotides long. Lineage: Eukaryota; Oomycota; Peronosporomycetes; Peronosporales; Peronosporaceae. The record is from the annotation of a GenBank genome assembly.